CGCAUUUGACAGUCGAAGAACAACUGAAGGCGAACAAUCUUCUUCGUCGCGUGUGCGUGUGUGCAAAAGAAAACUUAGCUCGGAAAAAAUAUUCUUUAAGGAGGAAAAACGAAGAAAAACCUACUGGAAACGUACGAUUACAGCGCGAAAAGUGUCCGGACUUUGACCACCGGCAAAUGUAGGCGGUUUACCGUGCCUGGUAUAACCAAAUAAUCGAGUCAGAAGGGAGCAUAGAAAGCUAAAAUUAAGUUCGCGUGUGGCCGCGCGAUCAAGAAGUGUGUUUUGGAAGAAUAAGCCAGAAAAUAUUAAUUAAGAGCGAAAUGGAAGUAGGGAAGUGCUAACCCGUGUCAUUAGAACCCUUCGUGAGCGCAGGGAAACAAAUUUCGUUAUUUUUUCGGAAUACAGUACUAUGUUUCAAGCGCGAUCCAGAGCAAGCAGCAGCAGGAGUAACGAGGACAGUCCGUCACCAUCGCCAUCAAUGGCUGCUGCUGCUGCAACCGCAGCGCCAGCAGCAGCUCUCAACACUAGCAGUAGUGACAGUAAUUUGGACGAUGAUCCCAACAGUUCCAUAAUCAAGAAAGUGCGAUCAAGAGUAUCCAGCAUUCUGCCCGAUGCACUGUCCAAGUGGUUUUCACCAGUGGCAGCUAAGCGACCUCGAGACAGUGACAACGCCAGUGCGGGAAAUAGUCCGACCGGUCGCAAUGGUAAUCUUCUGAGAACACAGGAACCUCGCUUUAUUCCCCCGGAGGAUUCGCUGGCUUUUCAGGAGAAGCAACCAGACGAAGAUGAUGAUGAUGAUAAUGAUCAUGCACCACCAAUCAGUAAACGAACGCGAUUGGAUGUUGAUUUCAAUACCUCAGCAAUUGACUUCAAUGACGACUUGAGUGCCCUUCCGGGCCCUAGUGGUCUCAACAUAUCCGCCAUAGAUCGUCGCGGGUCUCUUCCUGUUGGUUCCCAAGCCGCAAGAAGUGAUAUUCGCAACGUGUUUACGUCGUCAACACCUUCUACAUCUCCGCAGACUUCCGGGUCUCACCAAAAAUUCAAUCAAUUCGCUAGCUCCAGUCGAACCACGUCGCUAUUCGGGAUGGUUUCCUCUUCGGAUGCCGCAAGUAGUCGUGGCUCAGUGGUAGCACCUAUCAGUGAGGAACAGGAGCAAAAUACAAGUUUGUCCACCUCAAUCCGGCAUCGACGAAGCAUUCGCGAGAUUGGUCAACGCAAGCGGUUAAAUAUUCCACCGAUGGUCGUUGAUCGGUCAACGUCAGAACCUCCUGCUGCUAUUUUCGGGACGAAAAAGACGUUCAGACGAAUGAACGAGCAACAGAGUAGUAACGAAGAUUUAGCUGAAGAUGUAGGCGAACCAGAACCGUGUGAGGAAGCACAAAAUAACGCCCUGUCGAAUGGAAACUUAAACGAAAGUGCUUCCGAGAGUAGCAGUGUGUCCAAUUUGAAUUUGAGCCAAACAGAACCGAUGGAGAAUCGUCGUUUGUCUGGUUUCAUGGGCAACAAUCGAAGCAAACGGUACCGAGUCGGAGGAUCGACGGGUGAUCUAUGUUUCUCAUCGCAUCUGGAAACGGAGAAAAGUCUAUUUUCGUCAAAGAAUGUGGGAGGCAGCGGUAGACCGACAUUCAACGCUUCCAUAUACGGGAGUACGUCUUCACUGGGUAGCAGUAAUAGCAGCUUGUUUGCGAAUUCCCCAUUUUACAACGGAAGAACAAUGUACGGGGGAGCUUCGGCUUACACGGCUCGUCGUGACGUUCGUCAAAAGGCCCUGCGGAUGCCAGUCCAAAUUCGACCUUCAUCGUCACUAUCAAAUUUCUCGUCAUCCAACGUGAGCCUCGCUUCCGACACUUCGGCACUUUCGAACACAGCCAAACGUAUCUUAGAAAUCAUGAACCAAUAUUCGGGUCCGUUAAAUGAAGCCCGCAAACUGGGAAGCAGUCUCAGCCUCAACAGUACUCUUGCAUCGGCCAAAGUUCCCGGUCUGGUUCAAGCACGCAAGCGGUUUAACGAGGAAGAUCUCAGCAUAAACCGUAGCAUAAGAAUGUCUAGUCCCCGAACACCGUACAGUCGACCCACGAGUGCGACCGGCAAUAGCAGUUCUUCUUCCGUUAAUAAACCCCCAACCGCCGAGCUUCAAAUCCCAACCAUGUCGCAGCUGUUGCAGAUGAAACGACUUCAGAGUAACACCGAAUCGGUGCGUCGUUUAGCGACCGAAUCGUCUAGCAGAACAGUGUUGAACCAACCGACCGAGUAUAAACUUCCGAUGGAAUGUGGAACCGACGAUAGCAACAACAACGUGAAACAUACGAGCAAAAUGCGACACAAAAUGAAUCGGGUACGGGAUGAUACGCUUGCCGAGCGAACUGUCAACAGUUCGGCCCCGCAGGUACACCUACCGGAUGUUCAACUGACCGGUCUGAAAUCAGUUCCUAAGUUCGAUAUCAAACUACAGGCACCGGUGAGUGCCGGCAGCAAUGGGCCGAGUGAAUCAACUGCGCUGAAGAGAAGUGCAGAUGUAGCCCGAAAGGAGACCAACAGCGGUAAAGACCAUCUUCCAGAAACGACCGCGAUCGUCCGUAGCAGCUUGAGUAGCGGUUACAACAGUAAUAACAGCAGCACCAUCAGCGUGUCACCACUCAGCGGCAACAAUGUGUAUAAAUUUUCAGCCCCAACAAAGCUUGCUCUACUGGCCAAUUCAUCUUUGACCGCGGCAAACGCCAAGGUUCAGAAUCAUUUCAAGUUCAGCGAUCCGGAACCCAUCGGAGCUGGUAAGAGUGUUCCGAAAACGAACGUCACCAAACUGACCGGAAUUCAGUUUGAUCCUCUUAUGGCCAAACCGAAUGUAUCGGCAGAUACAGUUGCAGUGACGGCACCGGUUGGUGCUUCCAGCAAAGCACCGUUACCUCUGAAAAGUGGUAGCUGUUUGGAUGCACUGAAAAGUCCAGCUAUACCAGAGCUGAAAUCUGGUAGCUGUUUGGAUGCGUUGUCGAAAACGGUCACUUCUAGUACAACCACUGCAAGUUUUGGAAAUGCAUUCAAACUGACCGGUUCGAACAAGUGGGAAUGCGGAACUUGCAUGGUUAGAAACGACCCAGACAAGAACAAGUGUGUUGCUUGUGAAACGCCCAAACCUGGCAGUAAACCAGCAGACACCGAGGCACCGAAGAGUGGAUUCGCUUUUGUCACGGCUAGCAAAUCGCUUCCAGUCACAUCCGACAGUGGAUUUAAAGCACUCGUGGCGCAACAAUCUGCAAAAUGGGAAUGUUCCGACUGUAUGACCAGAAACGAUUCGGACAAGAUGAAAUGUGCUUGCUGUGAAAAACCAAAACCGGGUGCAGCACCGACUGAGUCAAGCACUGUACCGGCUGUACCGGCAGCGGUGAAAUCAAUGUUUUCGAUGCCUGUCACAUCGACAACAUCUACGGAUAAAGCGUUCAAGGCACUGGCAGCGCAACAGUCUGCCAACAAGUGGGAGUGCAGUGCCUGUAUGACACGCAAUGAAGCUUCCAGAUCGAAGUGUGCAUGUUGCGAGCAAGCCAAACCAGGCUCAACUCCAGACGAUGCGCCAUCGUUCUCGUUUGGGAGCAAAACUCCGAUCGUUACUGCAGGCGCGAGUGGUACGAAAUUUACCUUUGGAUCAUCCUCCUCAUCAUCGGUGGAUGCGAAAGAUACGCAACCAAAAACGGGAUUCAUUUUUGGUGUAUCGACCAGUUCUUCAGGUUCUGCUCCUGCUGGUGGUUUUAGGUUCGGUGCUGUUGCUGCAACCACUACUGCUGCUAGCAGUGCGGAGGAGAAAUCAAAAAUCACGUUUGGCAGCAGUACGGUAGUCAGUGUCGCGCCAUCAAGUGGAUUCAGUUUUGGUUCAAAAUCUGCUGUUUCCUCCUUGGAUGUGCCAGACAAUAGUGGCCCUACGAAAGGUAGUGAAGUAAAAGCUGUAUCUUCGUUCGAAUCCGGUGGAUUCUCGUUCGGUGCCAAACCGAUGACUGACGGAUCUAAAAAGUCAGAAACGGUAACAUCAACAACCACCACAACGAGUGGAUUUACGUUUGGUUCGCCAUCAGCGAUUACCGGUGCUGUGUUGAAAUCCUCGGAUGCUUCGAAAAGUACGGGUUUUACUUUCGGCAAACCUACGGAAGCAGCAGCAGCAACAGCAUCUUCAACUGUUUCAACCACUUCUCCGGUAAUUGCUGCAACACCUAGAACAGAAGCAGUGCAUCCGAAUACUGUCUCGAAACCGGCCAUUUCUUCGAGUCCCGCUACAUCUACAACACCCGCCGCUGCUUUCAGUUUUGGUUCACCAUCGGGAGCGAAAGCGUCUGGUAUGGUAAAAUCCGAUGUAGCGUUUUCCUUUGGUUCACCCAAAACAUCUACCGCCGCCGCAGUCGCAGAGACAACAACGUCAACUGGUGCGGCAGCUAUUGCUAAAGUAUCGCCCGCGGCAGCACCUGCCGUACCCAGUGUUCCUAUCUUUGGUGGUGCUCAAAAGCCGACCGGACCUUCAAUAACGCCCAGCUUUAGCUUCGGUACAACAACUCCAUCAGUGGCGGCUAGCGGUUCAAACCUAACUACUACUGCAACCGUUGCACCAUCGUUUAGUUUUGGCGCAAACACGUCGAAAACAACUGACCCGUCUAAUGCCAAUGCUGCUACGUCUACUACUACCACUACUAACUUUGUCUUUGGUCAAAGUAGUCAACCGACGAAGCGACCAGCUUCUUCCUUCGGAGCAGCAACAGCAGCAGUGUCCUCCGUAGCGGCGACAUCGUCCGAUAAUAAACCAACGUUUGGUACGUUUGGAGCCAGUAAUAUCGCCACGUCUUCAGCGGGAAACUCCAUUUUCGGAGGUGCAACCUCCAGCGGACCAUCGGGAUUCUCGUUCGGUGGUUCGUCUUUGUCGGCGCCACCCAAACCAGCGGAGUCCACAACAUCUGCAUUUACCUUCGGUGCGAACAAUCCUACGGCAGCCGCCGGUAGUGCGCCAGUUUUUGGAGCUGCUGCGGCGUCUUCUGCUAAAUCUGUUUUCGGUAGUCCCUCCUCGAACACCAACAGUUCAUCAUUCGGUGGAUUCGGAGCAAACAGUGCCAGCAACAAUACGGCAACGUUCGGUUCCAGCACAUUCGGUGGGGCUUCACAGUCGGCCAGUUCCCAAGCCGGAUCAAUAUUUGGCCAAUCGUCGGUAUCCGCUUUCGGCUCGAACACGGCCACCAGCGCAAAUCAAGCCCCGGCUUUCGGUAUUGCCCCAGCCGUUUUCGGAGGAGCAAACAGUGCCAGUAGUCCAUUUGGUGCUCCCGUGGUACCGGCAUCGAAUGUCCCGUCAACCGAUGAACCACAGACGAAAAAACCGUUCGAGUUCGGCUCAAGUUCCAGUGUAAAUAAUCAAUCAGCGGCGCCGUUCCAGUUCGGUGCCAACAGCAAUAACAAUAACAACAAUGACAACGCCGUGAAACCGUUCUCAUUCUCGGCACAUUCAGCACCGAGUUUCAACUUCACCGCCGGCUCGAAUCCCGGACAAUCGUCGGCUCCCUUUACCUUCGGAAGCAACCAGAACCUAUCCAAUCCCGGUGGUGUCGUCGGUGGAAUUUUCAACUUUGGCGGAGGCACGCCAUCCCCGGCCAUACCGGGUAUCGGAAUCAGCGGAAUGGCGGAAAGCCACAGCUAUGCCAGGCCAAACGACGCUGCAGCAGGCUCGCAGGAAAAUUCGCGCAACACGACGUAUACCGCCACGGUAGGAGCAGCAAGACGUCGUCCAGAUGCCGCUUUCAAACGCGCUACUAAUUCUGCAACUAAAGCAUCUGCUCGUACCAAGUACACUAAUUUAGUGUGGACAAAAGACGGUCGGAAUAGCAACAGCAACAGCAACAAUACUAUCAACAAUCAUCAUUCAACACGAACAACAACGACGACGAUGACGACGGACGAAACUGGCGCCAAGACGGUGAUGACGAUGACUGGGACUGCUACACCGCCACCGCUCAACUAUGACAAAUCUCGGUUCCGAUACGUCUCGCGGCACCUCAAACGCAAACUGGCCAAUGAUGAUGGCCAACCGUUGCCGCCGCAGCAGUAGCAGCAGCACCAACUUUAUCGACAGCGGGAAGAAAACGGAAACUGAUCGUGUGUGAUACCGACUAUCAGUAAAAUGGUACACGGACAAAAUCGAUGGUUUAAGAAUAAAAAAAAACAAAAUCAGAGUGAAAAGUAAUCUUUCGACUCGACAGCAAGUUACGGACACUACUCUGGGUAGGAAAUUUGCAAAUAACUAAUGCUGAGGGGUUACUUUCCAGGUCGAUGGUUCUUACACUGCGCAGUGUUAUUUUUGUACAGUAAAUCGAGAAAAUUAUGCCUUUUCUCCCUCAGAAGAAAAUUAAAAUUGUUUCGCCAGAAACAGUAAUCAGCGAGCGUAAAGCGGGUGUAUGUGCCAUUCCGGAAAGGACCCUCUGCGAACACAAAUUCUAGAUAUAGGAAUAACAACCUUAGUAAAAGAAAACGCAGUCUAGCAGCAAGGCGAAAAAAAAACAGCGUCAAUAUCGAGAUUCGUAACUGCAACUGAUUGGUUAGGGCAUAAGAUUUUGCCUAGGAAAAGAUGAACCGAAUUGGAACAUAAGCGCCGUAAAAAAGAGGUUCACUGUAAUUAUAAUGAGAAAAAAAAACUAUUUAAGCUUAAACAUAGUACGAUUGUAGGAUGCUUUAAUAAUUGAAUUGAGAAGAGACACUGAGACAAACAAAAAAAAAUGCGACACACGUGUGAAUGUGGAUGUGUAUAAAUUGAAAUGUGAAAUCGAUUGACUUCUUCCUCAAACGAGUCUCUUGCCACUUGCCAGCUGCAGAAGCAGGCACAUUGUAACGGGAGAGGCCAGUCCAGAAAUUAUCAGGUGUUGAAAGUAUGAUUAGUAGUCUGUUUACUUUUUUUUGCAUAUUGUAAACCACGAGGGAAAAGGAUGACGAUAGACAAAUAAAUCCUUAUUUUUGUUAUUUGCUUUUCUGUAAAUUAUUACCGGACGCCAGUGCGUUCUGAAUUGGAAGCAUGAAAGAUUAUGGGCAGAAAGGAGAGCGAAGGGCUUUAAAUCCUUGUAAAACUUAUGAGACACUCACAAACACAUGCACACAAAACCCUACACAGAGAACGAUACUGAACGAUGUACUUUUUUAUAUUGUUUACUAAUACUACCAUACGAAUACUUGUGAAAAUACUGACGCACGUUAUGAAGAACGAGAAAAAGAAAAAUUAAUUGUUAAACUAAGAUAUUGUUCAGGCAUCCUUCAAUGUAUAGAUUCUAUCAGAUUAGCAGUCCAGUGAUAAGGUCGAACGUGGGAGUGAAGGGUCGGUCGAGUGUUUGCUUUUCUAUGGUUUGGUUUGAGCUGGUCGCAUUUGCCAAACUUCAUCCGAGAAAAAAAAACAGCUUUUUGAUGCAAUUGAUACAACAAUAAGGAUUAGAUUUGAAAAUAAAUGUUUCAAGUCGCUGCUUUGAAGGCAAGAUACUUUGAAAACAUUUUACUUCACAACAAACUCUCCUUGUACUGUUCCGUAAAUAAAAAAUCCCAGAUGUGUUUAGUGGAGCGAAUGCACUAAAAGUUUUCCCACGAAGAUUUCAUUCAGCCGCUGUGAAGAAAAUAGAUGCUAACCUUCCGCUUAAUUUCUGCUUAAACCAAACCUACUCGAACAGCAACACGAUACGAUCACAUCUCACAUCGUUAUAGUCCUUACACUUGACUCACGUUCUUUAGGGAAGUUAACUAUUAAGAUAAGCUACUAUUCUUUAAUGGUAAACAAUGAAACGGAUCCGGAACUAUUCGGUUGAGUCACAUUAAAAAGGAGAAUUGUGGCGCUUGAUUCAAACUCAUUAUGAUCGAUCAACAACAAGAAAAAAAAGGGUUUCAACCCCUUUCGGCCUGAAUGAAUGCUGACCGCUUUGAAAACGUCCUCAGUGUUCUCCUCACUGUGGUUUUGAUCCCAAACUUGCCAAUAGCCUGCAACAACAAAAUUUUCCCUCAAAGAAGUAUUACUCGAGUCACCCUCAUUCACUUGUCAUACACGCACAUAUGAGCUGCUGAGAAACGAAGCGUGUUCACUGCGUUCGCUGAGGACAGGGAAAACCGCAAACCUAUUUGAAAAAAAAAAUCAUGUUAUUGAUAAAAAUCAACUCUGUAUAAAGCUAGAACUAAUUUAUUUAGAUAUAUUCCGUUAAUGGAAGCAGCUAAAUUCUCCUUUUUAAGACCGACAAACGAAACAAAAUAACUCAAAUAAACAUCAAUUGGAAGUAGAGAGAGAGAGCAUUGCUAGUAAAGCGUAAAAUUUUGAAGUAAAAUCGCAAAUGGGAUGAAAAUUACAUUUAAUCCCCACCAUAGGAUAACUCAAUUACUUAUUUCUUUUCAAAUAAAAAUCAAUUAAUUCGAAACCAAAUUUUACCGGAAAAAAUACUCAACAUACCAUUGAAAAAAUUGAUUUGCCUUCUGUCAAAUUAAAGUAUCAGUUUCAUAUCAAUCUGAAUCUUAUGUUUGAUGCUGAUGCGAAUACAACAAAUUUGAAUCACAAAAUCACUUAUUCUAACAAUCCGAAGACAUUACACGUUCGGAAGGCAAUUUACAGCAGAAAUUGGAAGUUAGACAGCGCCUUGCUGCUCGAAUACAGUCAGAAAAAAAUGUCACCGAAAUGAUGUUUAUUGUUAUUUUAUUGACCUUAUGGUAUAAUCCAGCUAAAUGACACACACAAAACAAAACUGCAGGAAAAAAAGUGAAAAUAAAAAAACAGAAUUUGUUUAGUAAAAAAGUAAUCAACAGAAAACAAUAAAAAAAUAUAAAAUUA
This is a messenger RNA of Malaya genurostris, 8803 nucleotides long. It is a transcript of the gene Nup153, whose product is annotated as nuclear pore complex protein Nup153. The record is from RefSeq and is a predicted model, not a curated record. The transcript is spliced from 8 exons. Gene Ontology annotation, biological process: protein import into nucleus; RNA export from nucleus. Gene Ontology annotation, cellular component: nuclear pore. The coding region runs from base 410 to 6067 and encodes 1885 amino acids. Gene Ontology annotation, molecular function: structural constituent of nuclear pore. Lineage: Eukaryota; Metazoa; Arthropoda; Insecta; Diptera; Culicidae.